Messenger RNA from Gekko japonicus, 1848 nucleotides. It is a transcript of the gene HNRNPAB, whose product is annotated as heterogeneous nuclear ribonucleoprotein A/B. The transcript has 8 exons. Lineage: Eukaryota; Metazoa; Chordata; Lepidosauria; Squamata; Gekkonidae. Gene Ontology annotation, biological process: regulation of gene expression. The coding region runs from base 226 to 1311 and encodes 361 amino acids. The record is from RefSeq and is a predicted model, not a curated record. Gene Ontology annotation, cellular component: nucleoplasm. Gene Ontology annotation, molecular function: RNA binding.
ACCGCGCGUUCCCCGUUCGGAUAGCGCUGUAGUGCAGCGUUUUUCUGUCUCUGAGGCAAAAACCGCGCGGGAGAGAAGGGAGGAGCGGCGACCGCUGACGACAUCGAAGUGACGGGGAGCAGAUCCGGACGGCGUCUUUGGAACAGGGUUCCGGCAGGCCUGGGAUCGCAACCGCAGCGGAAUUUAACGUAGACACAGUCGCGGCGCGGUCUUCGAGCAGGCACGAUGGCCGACGUGGAGCAACAGCUUGGCGCCACUCAGAACGGGCACGAAGCGGAAGCGGCCGAGGGCUCCGCUGGUGGCGGCGGCGACGAAGAGCAGCAGCAGCAGCACCAGGAGCAGAUGGAGGAGGAGGAGGAGGAGGAAGAAGAGGUGGUGGCGGCGGCCGUGGCCGAGGAGGAGGAGGAAGAGGAGGAGGAGGCGGCCGAGGCAGGGGACGGAGGCGAGGAGGGGCAGUCGGCCGCCCCGGCGGAGGCGACCGGCAGCCAGAAUGGAGCCGAGGGCGACCAGAUCAACGCCAGCAAGAACGAGGAAGACGCGGGGAAAAUGUUUGUUGGGGGCCUUAGCUGGGAUACAAGCAAGAAAGACUUGAAAGACUAUUUCACAAAAUUUGGUGAGGUGUCUGACUGCACAAUAAAGAUGGACCCCAAUACAGGAAGAUCAAGAGGUUUUGGGUUCAUUCUCUUUAAAGAGGCUGCAAGUGUUGACAAAGUUUUGGAACAGAAAGAGCACAAGUUAGAUGGACGUGUGAUUGAUCCUAAAAAAGCAAUGGCAAUGAAGAAGGAUCCUGUGAAGAAAAUAUUUGUUGGUGGACUUAACCCCGAAGCAACAGAAGAUAAAAUCAGGGAAUAUUUUGGAGAAUUCGGAGAGAUUGAAGCAAUUGAACUUCCAAUGGAUCCAAAGACCAAUAAAAGAAGAGGCUUUGUGUUCAUCACAUUUAAGGAAGAAGAUCCAGUCAAGAAGAUUAUGGAGAAAAAAUUCCACAAUGUCAGUGGCAGUAAGUGUGAGAUAAAGAUAGCCCAGCCGAAAGAAGUGUAUCAACAACAGCAGUUUGGUUCUGGGGGUGGCAGAGGAAGAGGUGGAAGAAGAGCUCAAAGUCAAAAUUGGAAUCAAAGUUAUGACAAUUACUGGAACCAGGGUUAUGGGAGUCAAGGAUACGGCUAUCAGCAAGGUUAUGGUGGCUAUGGAGGCUAUGAUUAUUCAGGAUAUGGGUAUUUUGGAUAUGGACCGGGCUAUGAUUACAGUCAAGGCAGUUCAAAUUACGGAAAGGCUCCAAGACGUGGUCAUCAGAAUAACUACAAGCCAUAUUGAUCAAAGGUAUUCAGGUAUGCAGUGGCAAGCUCUAAUGCAGGACUGCUGCAUAGGUUUUGUACUCAAUGCUGUAGAUGGACAUUACAAUUAUGUACCAAAUUUAACUUUACAAUAAAUUUCUAUGGCCUGUUAUGUGUAUCAGAAGAGCUCCCUUGGAAACGUCUUUGUUUAAUAUUUACAGAUAAUAGUUGUUUAGACAGUGUGGUGUGUAAAUUUCAGCCUUGCUGAAGAUUAAUGAUUUUAUGGAUAGGUUAGAUUGAAACUGAUUUUGAGGCUCUGCUUAAAGCUGCAGCUCUGCAUCUAGGGGCUGCCUUGGAGUGAACUAUGAACUAUGUUAUUCCAGUUGUACAGAAUAAGAUGCAUCUUAGGGAACCAGUGUCACUUUCCACCUUUUUAUUUUGUAUUGGUUUUGUGUCAUACAUUUCCUGUAAUGGAAGUGUUAAUUUUACUGUACUUUUUGGUACCUUUUUGGAAUCUAAUGUAUUGUAAGGUAUUUUACAUGUGUUCUGAUCACCAUGACAUGGAUAUUGAUGCUAU